Messenger RNA from Cylicocyclus nassatus, 498 nucleotides. Lineage: Eukaryota; Metazoa; Nematoda; Chromadorea; Rhabditida; Strongylidae. The record is from the annotation of a GenBank genome assembly.
AUGCGCACUGACGAGAGCAUUGUAAGCGCAGAGGUGAUCAUAUUUUUUAUCGUUGGAGUUUUCGGUAAUUUCAAUCUACUAUGGAUGACAGUCCGGAGAAAAUCUUUGCAGUCUAAACCAGGAAUUCUUCUCGGAAUAAAUGCGAUCUCUCAUAUGAUUUGUUUAUUCGGAGAAACUUCCAAUGCCGCAUUCCUGAUAUCGCAUACAAGUGUUUCACGAAGGGAUUGUUUCCUUAUCAUAUCACCCUACAUUUUUACGAUUUCACACCAAGCUGUCAUGACUCUCGCUAUAUCCGCUGAUUUAUUGUACGCGUUAUUAUUUCCUAUCUGGUACCAAGUGCUUCCAACACUAUCUUACAUAAUAACUAUAUUUGGGAUCUGCUCAGUCUACGCUCUCUUUGUUUUAAUAUCAGGAUUAAUGAACCUGGAUGAUGAGAUUAUUCGCUGCAAUGUACCACUGGGUAAGACGGCACAAAGUGUUUUGCUCGCUUUGAUUUAG